Iphiclides podalirius (scarce swallowtail) is the source of this 1713-nucleotide messenger RNA. Lineage: Eukaryota; Metazoa; Arthropoda; Insecta; Lepidoptera; Papilionidae. The record is from the annotation of a GenBank genome assembly.
AUGACACCGUUAUUGUAUAUAAGUACGUUUGGUGAUUCCAACCACGUGCCCCCUGAGCUGACGAGCUGGAGUUUUGUGCCGGCAGUUAGCGAGAAGGCGUCUCCGGCGCCGCGGCCGGGCCCUCGCGGCGUCCAGGUCGUGGACACUGGGCCGGACCAUACGUUCGUGCUGAACGAGGAGGCGCUCCAGGAGCUGCUGCUGCGGGAGGAUGUUCGCGACAGGGCGGUGGUGGUGCUGUCGGUGGCGGGCGCGUUUAGGAAGGGCAAGUCGUUCAUCCUCAACUGCUUCCUGCGCUACAUGCACCACAAGUACGGUCCGGGCGGCGGCGGCGGCGAUUGGCUGGGGACGGAGGACGAGCCCCUGCAGGGCUUCAGCUGGCGCGGGGGCUCCGAGCGGGACACCACCGGCAUCCUCAUGUGGUCGGAGGUCUUCAAGACCACGCUGCCCAGCGGCGAGAAGGUGGCGAUCAUUCUACUGGACACGCAGGGCGCCUUCGACAGCGAGUCCACGGUGCGUGACUGCGCAACGGUCUUCGCCCUAUCGACGAUGCUCUCAUCCGUACAGAUCUACAACCUCUCGCAGAAUAUCCAGGAAGACGAUCUGCAACACUUGCAGCUGUUCACAGAGUACGGCCGCCUGGCGCUCGAAGACAGCGGCCGGACCCCGUUCCAGCGUCUCCAAUUCCUGGUCCGCGACUGGAGCUUCCCCUACGAGGCGCCCUACGGCGCCGAAGGCGGCCAGGCCAUACUGCAGCGCAGGCUUCGGGUGUCAGACAAACAACACCCUGAGCUGCAGUCACUUCGGAAGCACAUAACCUCUUGCUUCUCGGAGAUUGCCUGCUUCCUCAUGCCUCAUCCGGGCCUGAAGGUAGCCACAGACCCCAACUUCAAUGGCAGACUGUCAGACAUCGAGGCGGAGUUCAAGCGCGCCCUGCAGCAGCUAGUGCCAAUGCUGCUGGCUCCAGACAACCUAGUCCCCAAACUGAUCAACGGGCAGCGGGUCAAGGCCAAGGAUCUGCCCCAGUACUUCAAGUCCUACAUGAACAUAUACAAGGGCAACGAGCUGCCGGAGCCCAAGAGCAUGCUUGUGGCAACGGCGGAAGCGAACAAUCUUACAGCAGUGGCGGAGGCAAAGGAGGUGUACACGACGCUGAUGGAGGAAGUGUGCGGGGGGGCGAAGCCCUAUUUACAGACGCUGCUACUAGAGGCGGAGCACGCUCGAGUCCGCGACAAGGCGCUGCACGCCUUCCACUCCAAGCGCAAGAUGGGCGGUGACGAGUUCAGCCAGUCCUAUUGCGAGCAGCUGGUCAACGACCUGGAGGAGCAAUUCCAGCAGUUCAAGGCACACAACGAGAGUAAGAACAUCUUCAAGGCGGCGCGGACGCCGUCCGUCUUCUUCGCCAUUGCGAUGUUCUUCUACGUGCUGAGCGGUAUAUUCGGCCUAGUCGGAGUAUACCCAUUCGCCAACCUCUGCAACCUCGCGAUGGGCGUGGCGUUACUAACCCUCGUCAUGUGGGCCUAUAUCAGGUACAGUGGAGAGAUGAGGGAGUUUGGUGUCACUAUUGAUGACACCGCCAAUUGGCUAUGGGAUAAUCUGAUGAAGCCGGCCUACCAGACCUGCCUCGAGAAGGGCAUGGAGCGAGCUGCUGCCGCUGCGGCCGAGCGCACUCUGGGCCCCCCCACGCCCAGCGCCAACGGCAAGCACAAGCACUUG